Molecule: messenger RNA, 1740 nt
Organism: Vespula vulgaris
Lineage: Eukaryota; Metazoa; Arthropoda; Insecta; Hymenoptera; Vespidae
Exons: 6
Coding region: 212-856 (214 amino acids)
Source: RefSeq, a predicted model, not a curated record
GCACGAGUUGUUCUCUUGGCAGAGUGAGAGUGCCAUAUAUAUAGAGAGAAGGGGAAACUCGACUCGGCACUCCAAAGCACACAGCCUCCGCGAUUGCAGUGUUGCGUAUCCCUUUAAAAGUCUCUCCUCUUUUCUCUUUUCCGAAAAAACAACACGUCUUUUUUCCGGUCGGUUUACCACGAACGAAGGAACGAAGCGAUCUUCCGACACCAUGAAACUUACGCUCUUCACAUUAUUAGCUUUGUGCCUAAUAGCUGUCUGCAGGUCAGCCGAUGAGGAAUACGAUUACGAAGAAGAGCCAGUGGCUGCUGUGACUCCAGCCCCAAGCAAACCGGCAGGUGGCAGAUUAGGAGGACUUUUAUCCUCGAGAGGACGAGUCAACGUUGGUGGAAGAAAAGCAACGCCAACUCAAUCUACGACCGCUAAACCAGUCGAGCCACAACCAUUGGAAGAGGAAGAAGAGGGUGAGGAACCGCUCGAAGAGAUUCACGAACAAGAGGAAAUCGUCACUACGACGACCGAAUCUUUAAAAAAGGUUCGAGGCGGUGUCAGACCAUUUAGAUCAAACGAGGAUCUUAUAGCCGCGUUGAAGAGGCGACGUGCUCAGACUGGACCAAGUAGUCAUACUCGGGAAACCUCAGGGACACAGGCCCAAACGGAAUCAACGACUCCGAAGUCGAGAACGUCGACGAGCAGUCGCAAUAAAGCUGGAAAUUCGGGUGGUGGAGAAUCAAGGACAACAACGGCGAGCCGUGGCAGAUUUGGUUCAUCGAGAGGUAAACCUGUUCAAGAAGAGGUCGAGGAAACGCAACAAGAAGAAAUACAAGUUAAACCUAAACCUUAUCGUAGGGGAUAGAUAUCGAAAGGUUUUUAAGGAUCAUAAGAAAAGAAAGAUAGAUAGAGAUAGAUAGAGAGGGAGAGAGAGAGAAAGAGAGAGGUAGGGACAGAAAAAACACGAUCCUUAAUUUUCCGCAAAAGCAAACGAUCAAAGUUUCUCAAAGCGUAAUAUAGUAGUAAGAAAGGAUCUUUAUUUUCGUCCUCGUCCACGUGUCCAUGACCUUGCCUUUUGCUUUUGCGUAUUAUAGAAGUAGAUAAUAUUAAUACUUAAGUUAAAGUCGAAACGAAAAACGAAGACACUGUCUUUGACGUAACCUAUGCAAGAAAAGCAAAAAGAAAAAAAAAACAAAAAAAAAUAUAAAAAUAAAUAAAUGAAAAACGAAAUAAAAAAAAUAACAAAAAAGGAUAUAAAGAUCGUCAACGAUCGAGCUUCUUUAUCUUCUAUCUAUAACGUGAUUGAUUUUUCUUCGUCGAACUUAAAAAAAAUGAUUUUUGUCUUAUCUUUUGUAAGGGAUUUUUUAUCGAAUUAUUACAAGAAGAAUAGCUUCUUCGAUGACAUUGUCGAUGAGAUCGGAGUUCUUUAUUUAAUUAUAUCUAUCGGAUCAUUUGAAAGGUAAAUAAAAGCUUAUGAUUUUUUUUAUAGAUCGUGCGUAUCCGAAUACGACGAUCUCUGUAGGUAUAAAAAUAUAUGUACGUAUAUAUAUAUACGCACAUGUAUACACACGUAUAUAGAUAAGAUCUGUCUCUAUCGAAGAAGUCAAGUAUUAGCUGUAUAAAUGUAAAUUAAUAUGACACGAGAAAUAAAAUGAUAUAAAAAAAAAAAUCAACGAUUAUAGCGUUUCAAUAAUGCGUGUUGAAUAACUAUACAAUACUUGGAGAAAAUUUUCGAUUGGGGAAUUAUAA